Molecule: messenger RNA, 411 nt
Organism: Armigeres subalbatus
Lineage: Eukaryota; Metazoa; Arthropoda; Insecta; Diptera; Culicidae
Product: hsp90 co-chaperone Cdc37-like
Exons: 2
Coding region: 49-273 (74 amino acids)
Biological process (GO): protein stabilization; protein folding
Cellular component (GO): cytoplasm
Molecular function (GO): protein-folding chaperone binding; heat shock protein binding
Source: RefSeq, a predicted model, not a curated record
AAUUUGCUUAUAGAAAAAUAACUGGAAAUAUAUUUAAAGGUCUUCGCUAUGAGAUGGUCGAAAUGUCGGAUGGCCCAUAUUGGCAACCAAUCUAUCUGUAUGCAGUAUAUUUUGGACUUUGCCAAACAGCUUGAUGUUGACCCCCGUACCUGUGUCAAAUACUUCUUAAAGCGCAUUCAAGUAGCAGAACUCGACUACAAGAAGCAGUUCCGAUGGGCGAUCAAGGCAUUCCAGGAAGGGAUCGCGAAGCAAGCUCGGAUAAAGAAGCAAUAAGCUACCGAGGAGCAGAAAAAGGAAGAACGGGAAGCUCGUUUUUGCCCGGGAGGUUUUAAGCCAAUAAAGGUGUCUUCAAAUCCCUCCCCGAAGUGUUGAAAACGUGUUUCGAGAUGCCCGACAUUGAAAUGCUGCUGG